Messenger RNA from Diorhabda carinulata, 885 nucleotides. RefSeq names its product 7-methylguanosine phosphate-specific 5'-nucleotidase A-like. The transcript has 6 exons. NCBI's taxonomy places the organism in Eukaryota, Metazoa, Arthropoda, Insecta, Coleoptera, Chrysomelidae. Gene Ontology annotation, molecular function: 5'-nucleotidase activity; magnesium ion binding. The record is from RefSeq and is a predicted model, not a curated record. The coding region runs from base 1 to 885 and encodes 294 amino acids. Gene Ontology annotation, cellular component: cytoplasm.
AUGAUAGACUAUUUACAAAAAUUAGGUCCGAUAGAUAUCACCCGAAUGUUGAUCAGAAAAAGAGAUUAUGUUAACCAGAAAAUUGGAAAAAUAGUAGAAGAAGGUUUCGAUAAACUUCAUGUUAUAUCCGAUUAUGAUAAAACGAUAACUAAACAACAUGUAAAUGGGAAAAAUCAGUUAAAUGCUUAUGAGGUUUUGAGAAGAUGCCCGUCAGUUCCGAAGUCUGUUGCAGCUUAUCUUGUUGAAAUAUCUGAAAAAUAUUCAGUAUUAGACAAGAAUCCAGAACUUUCAAACGAAGAAAGAAUGAGAUAUAUGGCAGAAUGGUGGAAUAAAACCAUAGAAGCAUAUCAAGACAUAAAUAUUACACAAGAAGAAAUUGAUAAAACGUGUUUGGAUAUUGGACCAUCUUUAAGAGACGAAGCUAAAGAUUUUUUCGAAAUUUUAACAAAAAAAGAAGUACCCGUACUAAUUAUUUCAGCAGGAGUUGGAGAAGUUCUUGAAUCUUUACUGAAAAAUUCUGGAAUUGUAGGAUCGAAUAUAGAGUUAGUUACAAAUUAUUUAAAACGAGAUAAUGAAGGAAGAAUCAUAGGAUAUCAAUCAGAUCCAAUACACACAGCCAAUAAAAACCUUCAUGAUUUGAAAAAAACUCAAUUUUACAAGAAUGUAGCUGAUAGAACAAACCUUCUUAUUAUGGGGGAUCAUCUAGGCGACACUAUUGUAGGUUCACAAUUAGAUCACGUCGACAACAUAUUAAAAAUUGGAUUUUUCUAUGGAGAGGCUGAAGCGAUGCUGCCUAAUUGGUUGAAUACAUUCGAUAUAAUUCUAAAAGAUGACCAAACAAUGAAUGUACCGAAAGCCAUUUUAGAAUUAUUAAAACAUGAAUGA